Pelodiscus sinensis (Chinese soft-shelled turtle) is the source of this 5595-nucleotide messenger RNA. Lineage: Eukaryota; Metazoa; Chordata; Testudines; Trionychidae. The record is from RefSeq and is a predicted model, not a curated record.
CUCUAGCGCACAGCCAGGUCAUAGGAAACCACAAGCAAAUCCAGCGCACACACAGAGGGAGAUGGCUGCUGAGACACUCAAUUUUGGACCAGAAUGGCUCCGUGCGCUGUCCAGUGGGGGGAGCUUGGCCUCCCCCCCACCCUCUCCUGCCAUGCCAAAGUACAAGCUUGCUGAGUAUCGCUACGGCAGAGAAGAGAUGCUAGCACUUUACGUCAAAGAGAACAAGGUCCCAGAGGAGAUCCUGGACAAGGAGUUCGCUGCCAUCCUGCAGGAGGAGCCGCUGCAGCCGCUGGCCCUUGUACCACUCACAGAGGAGGAGCAGAGGAAUUUCUCCAUGUCUGUGAACAGCGUGGCAGUGCUAAGGCUGAUGGGAAAAGGAGGUGGAGCUGCCCCCACAGGAGUCUCCCGGGGGAGGGGCAGUACCCGGAGCCGAGGCCGGGGCCGAGGCGAGAGCGGGUUUUACCAAAGAAGCCCAGAGGAGGCGGAGGGGGCAUUUGGGCGUGGGGGCCGAGAGAUCCAUCGCAGCCAGAGCUGGGACGACAGGGGGGAGCGGAGGUUUGAGAAACCAACCCGUCGAGAUGGAACCCGGGCUCCCUUUGAGGAGGGGCCACCCCCCCGCAAGGACUAUGCCCGCUCGGACAGCAACAACUGGCGGACGCUGCGGGAGGAACACGAAGAGGAGGAAGGGGGAGGCGGGGGGGCUGGCCCCACCCCCGCUGGGGGAGCUGUGGGGGGCAGCUGGCGGCUGAGCGGGGGCCGGCGUGAAAGCGAUCGCUGGCGGUCGGCCAGCCCAGAUGGCGCACCCCGCUCAGCAGGCUGGCGGGAGCACCCUGAGGGCCGGCGGCGCAAGUUCGACUUCGAUUUCCGGGAGCGGGAGGAGGAAGGAGGUGGGGGGCGGGACCGGGGCAGUGAUGCCUUUGAGGAUGACAAGGAUGGACUGCCUGAGUGGUGCAUGGACGACGAGGACGAGGAGCGCCCUGGGGGCCGGCUGCGCAAGUUCGACUUCGAUUUCCGGGAGCGGGAGGAGGAACGAGGUGGGCGGGGGCUCCGGGGCAGUGAUGCCUUUGAGGAUGACAAGGAUGGACUGCCUGAGUGGUGCAUGGACGACGAGGACGAGGAGAUGGGCACCUUCGACUCAUCUGGUGCCUUCAUGCCCCUCAAGAAGAGCCCCAAGGAGCCAAUCCCUGAGGAGCAGGAGUUCGACUUCCAUCCCCUGCAAGAAGAGGAUGAGAGGUUGAAACUAAAGGAGGAUGUGUGGGAUGGCUCUGAGCCCAGCUUGAAGGAGGCCCCUGAAAAAGAGGCCAGGAAGGAUCCUUCGAGUGCCCCGGAGGAGAAGUGCUGUUCCCCGCCCGGUGUCCCCUGGCUGUCGGGCCCCCCUUUUGCUGCUGCUAUCACCACUGCCACUAGUGAAUGUGAGAGUGCCCCGCUGGGGGGCUCCGACCCCACUGCGCCUAUUGGCACCUGCGACAAGGAGCCUGCUGUGGAAGGGGACCCAGGUGUCCUGGGCCUCCAGUCUCAGCUUAGUCCGGACGCUGUCUCCACCCUCUCCUCCCCUUCCUCCAUCACCAAUGCUGCUACUGAGUUCUCCAUCGGGGACAACGAGGAUGACGAUGGGAUGAAACAUCUUCAACAGGAAGCGGAGAAGAUGGUGGCUUCGCUGCAGGAAAGCUCCCUGGAAGAGGAAGGCUUCAGCCAGGCCAUGCAGGAGCCUCGCAACACAGCCGCUGCCCUGCCCCUCUCGCAUGAGGCUGCCAUGAAGUGGUUCUACAAGGACCCCCAGGGGGAGAUCCAAGGGCCCUUCACGACGCAGGAGAUGGCGGAGUGGUUCCAGGCUGGCUAUUUCACCAUGUCCCUGCUGGUGAAGCGAGGCUGCGACGAGGGCUUCCAGCCGCUGGGAGAAGUUAUCAAGAUGUGGGGAAGAGUGCCUUUCGCUCCAGGCCCAUCGCCACCUCCCCUGCUGGGGAACCUAGACCAGGAACGGCUGAAGAAGCAGCAAGAGCUGGCUGCAGCCGCCCUCUACCAGCAGCUCCAGCAUCAGCAGUUCCUACAGCUCAUCAACAGGCAGCAGUUUGCCCCCUGUGCGCUACAGCAGAAGGUGGCGACAGGGGACCUGACCCAGCAGCAGCUCACGGCUUUCCUGCAGCAGCUGCAAGCUCUGAAACCCAGAGCAGGGGAGCAGAGCAUGAUGCCGGCGAUGAACAGAUCCAUGUCCGUGCCAGACACGGGGUCCCUGUGGGACACGCAUACCUCAGCCUCACAGCCUGCAGGCGGUGAGGCCAGUCUAUGGGAUAUACCAAUUAAUUCUUCAUCUCAGGGUCCAAUCUUAGAACAACUGCAACUACAACAGAAACUCCAGGAGCGCCGCGAUGCGGAACUCAGGGCUAAGCGGGAGGAGGAGGAGCGCAAGCGGCGCGAGGAGAAGCGGCGCCAGGAGGAACAGAAGCGACGCGAGGAGGAGGAGCUCUAUCGGCGCAAGCAGUGCCGGCAACAGGAGCUGGUGCUGAAACUGUUGCAGCACAGCCAGGCGCAGACCGUGCUCUGGAGGUGGCCACAUCUCAGUGCCAGGUGUGGUGACCUGUCUCUCCCUUCCCAGCAUGGGGCUCUUGCUAUGAACAGCCACCUCUCACAAUGGGGCGCUGACUCCAGCCAGCUCUGGAGUAGCCACGAGAAGAACAUGAGCCUAUGGGAGGAGACCGUCAAGAAUGCUGGCCCACUUGUGAGGAGCAUGGGCCUUAAGAACAGCCGCAGCAGCCCCUCCCUCGGGGACACUUACGGGGGGCCAGGCCGGCAGAGCCGGAAGAAGACGGACGAGGAGGAGAAGCUGCUCAAACUGCUUCAGGGGUUCCACAAGCCCCAGGAUGGCUUCACGCAGUGGUGCGAGCAGAUGCUGCAUGCCCUGAACACCUCCAGUAGCCUCGACGUACCGACGGUGGUAGCUUUCCUGAAGGAGAUGGAGUCUCCAUACGACGUCCAUGACUUCAUCCGCUCCUACCUGGGCGACACGCUGGAAGCCAAAGAGUUUGCCAAGCAGUUCUUGGAACGGCGCGCCAAGCAGAAAGCCAGCCAGCAGCGCCAGCAGCAGCAGGAAGCCUCAUGGUUGAGCUCUGGCAACCUGCCCUCUCUGUUCCCGGCCAACCACAGCUCCAAGCAGCCACCUUUUGAGGGCAGCCAGCCCGUGAAGAUCAAGAGGAGACCUGUCAUGCUGCAUGCUGACCCCAGCAUCCUGGGCUAUUCGCUGCACGGCCCAUCAGGAGAGAUGGAAACCAUAGAAGACUACUGAAGUCUUGUAGCAAUAGUAAAAUCUCUGCUGCCUUCUUAACCGAUUCAGUCUUACCUGAAUGUGCACUGCGAAGGGACGAGGUGGCCUUGCUGCACCCUCCUCCCUUUCCUCCCGCCCUCUCUCGCCCUCCCAGUGAGCGGGGGGGCACAGUGGAUGGCGGCUGGGAGGCGUGUCCGCUCGGAUUGGGGCCGCUAGUGAGCCGCCUUCGGAAGAGGAGUAUGUGAGCACUUCUUUCUCCAACACACGAAGCACCUUAAAAUGCAACCUGUUGAUGCACUUUAUCAAGACUUUUUACAAAGAACUGAUUAAAAAACACACAAAAAAGGAAAAAAUUUGAUUUUUUUUUUUGUGAUUCUGGAGGAAAUUUUUAUAAAGAAACUUUAAAAAAAAAUACAAAAAAAGGAAUUGUUCUAUCAAACACUGUUAUUUUCCCACGGUGGCAAGGGGAAGAGGAAAAACAGAAAACUGGGGAAGCAGAAAAGAGAAGAUUUAAUAAUAAAAAAAAAAACCUAAAAAAACAAACAACAAAACUUGAAGAAAUGCACUUAUCCUACGGACUGACUUUCGUUUGUUUUUUGGGAACUGGCCUGUUUCUCUUGCGCUGCAGGCCUGGAUGUAAAUAUCUCUAUAUAUAGUUCCACAUGGGAUAUUUUCUCUUUUCAAGAGGCCAUUUUUUUUUAAAGCGAGACUUUGCAUUUUUGAAAGUUGCACAACCGAGAAACAAACAACUUCCCUCCCUCCUGUUGGUUCCCUCGUUACAGUUUGGUGCCUGGCUGCAUUCAGUACGGAGCAGGCUUCAGAGGAGUGGGGCAGAUAGCUAAGGGCACAACAUCUGACUGCAUUCACCAGAGCCAGGUGCUCUUCCCACUAGCUUUCAUGUAACAAGCUCAUUGGGGUUCCUGCGCUCUGGCUACUCCUCUAGCUCGGUGAGAGCUCCUAGCCUGCUAGCUCUCCUGACUUCUUGCCAGUCUCUGUCACCUGGUUUCCUGCCUGUUCUCCCGAGCUCCCCUGUUACAGAUGGAUCAGUUCCUGUGAGCUCUGCAGUCUCCGCUGGCUUCCUGCAAGCUCCCUGCAACAAGCUCCACCUCCUGUCUGGAUUUCCCGUACAAGCUCUGCCUCCCCAGCUGGAUUUCCCCUACAAGCUCAACCUCUCUGGCUGGAUUUCCCCUACAUGCUCUGCCCCAAGAAGCCGUCCUUCUGUGAAUUUCAUUGCCUCCCCCACCUGGCCUGCUUUAUCCUCCCUGGCUGAUAAGAAGAGGAUUUCUUUGGCACAUUUUUUUUCUGGGGUUGAGGCACUUUUUAAGCUCUCUGGGCAUCUUGUUUAAUUUUUAAUUUUGCCUUUUCCUCACUCCCGAGGCACAUGCCCCCAUCCCAGUGGUCCUUGUGGGGUUUGGAUUUUUGACAGAGGCAGUGGUGUUGAAGCAGUUCUGUGCAUGGGUGUGGCAGCUGGGGGGGCGCUAAACCUGCACUGCACUCAUUUAUGAAUGUAUUUUUGAACGAGAAUUGGAAAGACAGAAUCCGUGAAAUCCUCCUGGCACCACGGAUUGGUCUGUGGCUUAGACACAAGUAAAUAAAGCUCUGGUCUCUCUCUUGCACGCAAGAUCUAUAUUUUUUAAAACCAAGAAACAGUUGAAUUUUCUUUUGAACGAUCACCACGCGGAGAGGUGAGAUUUCUCUAUAGAUAAUGCAGCUGUACAGAUUUUGGAGGGGAGGGAGAAGUCUGGUUUUUUUUUGUUUUGUUUUAAUUUGGGCUUGAAUAUUUUUUAAAUUGCGCGUAUGAAUCUGUUAUUUCUGUUUACAGACCAUCUCUGGGACGUUGUGUCUCAUGGGACGGUUGCCACUACACAGGGUACUUUUCAAAGUCAAAAUCUUCCUGAAGAGGAGAUGUGGGUUGUUGUUUUUAUUUUUUCCCCUCUUACAAGUAUCGCAUCAGAAAUUGGUUUGUGGGAGGGGAAGGAGGAAAGUUCUCCCAUUCUCUGCACGAGACACUGGACUCCUCAGAGACAACGCUUUGCCCCGUUUGGAGCAAUCCAGGAAACAUGUUGGCCUAGCUGUUGUCAGGUGCUGUGAACUCCACGUUGAAGGUUUCGCACCAAAUGGCUGGGCUCUUUGUGAAGUCGGACUUAAGAGUUUCUCUCAUGUGUUCUUCCUUCCCCUGAUUUUGAGUUUUCCAAGUCAGAGCAGCUUUGGGGUGGUUAAAAGAACAACCAACCUGGGAGGUUUCCGUUUAUUUUUUGUUCUGAAGUUUAGGUUUAUGAAUUUUCAAUCGACCAAAUAGCAAAGACACUUUUAUUUUUGAGAUGUUGUGGGGGUGG